AUGUCUGUCCCGCCGCUGGGAGGUCUCUCCCACCCAGAGGAAAUGGCAGAGAUCAGAUGGCAGGGCCUGGAGCCCACGCAGUCUGACCAGCACCCGGCCGGUGAGAGCAGCAGGAUGGAACCAGAAAGAGGGAUCGUCGACCCUCAGCCUGGGAGCCCCAGCCCAGGGAGGAGCCGGCCCAUCAGCCUGAACCGUUACGCCACCAAGAAGAGCCUGGCGGAGAGCUUGCUGGACAUGGCACUCUUCAUGUCCAACACUGCGCAGCUGAAAGUGGUGCUGGAUCAGGGUCCGUCCUCCCACCGCUACUCCGCCCUUGUCACCCUCCUCAGCGUCUCUCUGCUCCUGCAGGCGGUCAUCGGAAUCCUCCUCAUGGUCAUGGCUGGACUGAACCUCAACGAGGUAGAAAAGCAGUGGCGACUCAACCAGCUCAACAAUGCGGCCACCGCCUUGAUCUUCAUCACUGUCAUCAUCAACAUCCUCAUCACGGCCUUCGGGGCACACAACACUAGGCUCCUGGCUGCUGGGACCCCUCUCUGA
Molecule: messenger RNA, 537 nt
Organism: Rangifer tarandus platyrhynchus (Svalbard reindeer)
Lineage: Eukaryota; Metazoa; Chordata; Mammalia; Artiodactyla; Cervidae
Source: the annotation of a GenBank genome assembly